GCGGGCUGGGCGGUAGACCCUGCCGGGCGCGGGGGCUAGUCUAGCAGAGGCCAGGCCAGACUCGCGGCUACUGGAACGCCCUAGUCAGCAUCUCGGCCUUGGGGAAAAGGGCGGCCGCCUUGCUGCGCCCGGGAGCGGCCAGGAUGCCAUUCCUGCACGGCUUCCGGAGGAUCAUCUUCGAGUACCAGCCGCUGGUCGAUGCGAUUCUUGGCUCCCUGGGGAUCCAGGACCUCGAGCGACAGGAUCCCCUGGACGGACCCAGUCAUGUUGCCAGUGAGGAGAGCCGCAUCCUUGUUCUCACCGAGCUGCUGGAGAGGAAGGCCCACUGUCCAUUUUAUCAGGAAGGUGUGAGCAAUGCUUUGCUGAAGAUGGCUGAGCUGGGGCUGAUGCAAGCAGCUGAUGUUCUCCUGCAGAACGGGGCCAAUCUCAACUUUGAAGACCCGGUCACCUACUACACAGCUCUGCACAUCGCCGUCCUGCGAAACCAGCCCGACAUGGUGGAACUGCUGGUGCGCCAUGGGGCUGACAUUAACCGGAGGGACCGGAUCCAUGAGAGCAGCCCCUUGGACCUGGCCAGCGAAGAGCCAGAGCGCCUGCCCUGCCUGCAGCGCCUCCUGGACCUUGGUGCAGAUGUCAAUGCAGCUGACAAGCACGGGAAGACUGCUUUGCUCCAUGCUUUGGCCAGCAGUGACGGGGUGCAGAUCCACAACACUGAGAACAUCCGGCUCUUACUGGAAGGAGGGGCAGACGUGAAGGCUACCACCAAAGACGGGGACACAGUGUUCACGUGCAUCAUCUUCCUGCUUGGUGAAACUGUGGGAGGGGACAAAGAGGAGGCCCAGAUGAUCAACCGCUUCUGCUUCCAAGUAACGCAGCUGCUGUUGGCUCACGGGGCAGACCCCAGCGAAUGCCCAGCCCACGAAUCCCUCACCCACAUCUGCCUCAAGAGCUUUAAGCUGCAUUUCCCUCUCCUCCGCUUCCUGCUAGAAUCUGGAGCUGCCUAUAACUGUUCCCUCCAUGGUGCAUCCUGCUGGUCUGGCUUUCACAUCAUCUUCGAGCGGCUCUGUUCUCAUCCAGGCUGCACUGAAGAUGAGAGUCACGUGGACCUCCUGCGCAAGGCUGAGACCAUCCUUGACCUCAUGGUGACUAAUUCCCAGAAACUCCAACUGCCUGAGAACUUUGACAUCCACCCUGUGGGCAGCCUAGCAGAAAAAAUCCAAGCCCUUCACUUCUCCUUGAGGCAGCUGGAGAGCUAUCCCCCACCCCUCAAGCACCUGUGUCGAGUUUACAUCCGGCUCUACCUUCAGCCUUGGCCUGUGGAUGUGAAGGUCAAAGCCCUUCCUCUGCCUGACAGGCUGAAGUGGUACCUCCUCAGUGAGCACAGUGGUACCCUCGAAGAUGAUAUCUGACAGGUCCCAGGCAACCCUAUAGCUUUCUUCAAGCCCCCAGACUAAAGGGAACAGUGGUCUGGGAAACUUAAUUCAACCUGUUGGUGGAUUUUAGUAACUAUCACAGGCUUAGUAGAGGGUUUUUUGAUCCCAUCUAGCAAAACAGUGCAGUCUGGAGAUGAGACCUGGUCCUUCUUGAGUAGAGAGACAAAGUCGAGCAGCAUAAUCAUUCCAGUGGUGACAGGCAUGGUUCUUCAUCUUCCAGGAGGCUGCCCUCCCUUCCCUCUGGCAGCACCCCAAGCUUCAACCCAUGUUGGGAAAAAGAACAGAGUGUAGAUUUGGGGACAGUUUACUCCCUCUUAAUUUGAAGGGGACUCCAGGGCAUUUACAGAAGCAGGGAAGCACUAAGUCUAAGUAUUCCUGAGAGCUGCAGGAAACUGGUUCUUCCUGCUUGGAGGAGACACAACCAAAGCUAGAAGGCAGGGUUAGGUCCUAUUUCAGAGCAUGCAGCAGGGUAAAAUCAAGCUGAGGCCCUUUAUCCUGCCUCUUUCACUCCAGAUUCAGAGCUGGGGUGGGUGGACAUUUAAAGACCACUACAGACUCAUCUUCCUGGUGUUGAAAGCUGAGCUGACCCUUGCCCACCAAGGCUCCACUGCAGGUACCAACUCAUGCCUGGGGGCAGUGCUACUUGCUGUGGUGGCAGCUCUGCUUCUGCAAAACCUGGGGCAAUCAUGAGGGCAGACAGGGGACAGCUGUUUCUGAAGUCUUGUUUUGUGAGGGGCUCACCUAAGGGAGAAAGCUGCCAGGACUGGAAGCUUACUGUACUGCCAAAACUGAACUCUCAUAAAGUCAUUUCAGUCCCAUUGGUCAUUGUGAAAUAUGUAAACCUACAUGCCUUUGGGAAGAGGCUAAGGCAACUAAAUGCUUUAUUUAUAUUAUAAAAUUAAACUGAUUUCUCUUGGCCUUAAAA
Messenger RNA from Choloepus didactylus (southern two-toed sloth), 2358 nucleotides. It is a transcript of the gene ASB6, whose product is annotated as ankyrin repeat and SOCS box containing 6. Gene Ontology annotation, cellular component: BRCA1-BARD1 complex. The record is from RefSeq and is a predicted model, not a curated record. Gene Ontology annotation, molecular function: protein binding. The transcript has 6 exons. Gene Ontology annotation, biological process: protein ubiquitination; intracellular signal transduction. Lineage: Eukaryota; Metazoa; Chordata; Mammalia; Pilosa; Megalonychidae. Bases 144 to 1409 code for a protein of 421 amino acids.